Molecule: messenger RNA, 3942 nt
Organism: Cladophialophora yegresii CBS 114405
Lineage: Eukaryota; Fungi; Ascomycota; Eurotiomycetes; Chaetothyriales; Herpotrichiellaceae
Exons: 6
Coding region: 1-3942 (1313 amino acids)
Source: RefSeq, a predicted model, not a curated record
AUGAGCACUCCUGCUGGGAAGCAGAUCGUCCAGUAUGGCCUCACCGAAGUCUACUGCGCAACCGAUCCAGUGGUCGACAUCGUGUUCGUGCACGGGUUGAAUGGCCACCCUCACGACACAUGGUCGACGAAAAAGCCCAACGUCUUCUGGCCAGCAGACCUUCUUCCUGCGGCUCUCGAAGAGCAGAGACCACGAAUCCUGACCUACGGCUACGAUGCGAAUGUCACAGCGUUCACGGAUGGGGUUUCAAAGGACAAGAUACAUAACCAUGCAGAGCAUCUCGCCAGUCGAUUGGUUGCUAAUAGGUCGCUGAGAAAAGCUUUCGAGCGCCCGAUCAUCUUCGUCGCCCAUUCCCUCGGGGGUCUCGUCGUCAAACGAUGUCUGAUCUACUGCCAAAGCAUACGACCCCACCAACAUACGGAAAGGCUAAGGUCGAUCUACGUUUCCACCUACGGCAUCCUCUUCCUUGGUACUCCGCACAAUGGCUCUGACCUGGCGAAAUGGGGUUCCUUGCUCGAAAAGAUCUGUGCUGUGGCACUUCCGAAGAAGUUCUUCGAUACCUCUCCCCAGCUGGUACAAGCAUUGCAGUCCAACAACGAAACUCUUCAGAAUAUCAAUAGGCUCUUCAUCGAGGUCAUUGGACGUUAUCACAUUUAUUUCUUCCAUGAGUCGAAACCAACAGAUUUGAAAGGUACCUUGGCCUUUGUAGUAGAAGAGGACUCUGCGGCCCCAGUCAUUGAAGGCGUCGAGCGGAUGGGCAUUGAAAAGGAUCACAGCCAUAUGUGCAAGUUUGAGGACGAGUCCAGCCCGGGAUACGACGUGGUGGCAGAAGCCAUUCAAAGAUAUGCCACCGAUGCACAAUCACUCAUCCGCUCUCGCUGGGAUCAAGAGAAACAGAUGGCCGGUUUCGAAAGGCAAGUGGCUGCGAGAGAAUUGCUGGGAGAUAGCAUAUUUCAGCCAAACGCAGGCAUUUCGGGCACAGCAACUCCAAUACCGGGAGCCCAACAAACGGUCCAGUCCAACCCGAUGGGAGAUUCCGCGAGCUCAAUACGAAAGAUCGACCAAUCUGUAUCACUAUCGUCUUCCUCCCUUGUUGUCGGCCCUGUGGGCUUCCGUCGCAAUUCCAUCUUCCUCGGUUUCCAACUAGAGAUGGACCAGCUAGCACAAAAGCUUGCGAAUCCGAAAAGACGAGCACUGGGAACAUGCGCAGUGUUGUUGUGGGGCCCACCGGGUUGUGGGAAGAGUCAGAUCGCUCGUGAACAUUUAUGGCGGCAUCGUAACGAUUAUCCGGCUGGUUGCUUCUGGGUCGACUGCAAAACGGAAGAAUCAAGGUCAAAGGGCUUCUGGGAAAUCGCCCAGGCUGUCGCGAUAUACGGGGACGAGCCACCUCGGGACCCUGCAUGGGACGAGUCGUCAAAGUUUGUGGGUGCAGUGCGGAAAUGGUUCGAAGCACGGGAGGGAUGGCUCCUUGUGUUUGAUGGAAUUGCGACAGACAAUGACGAUGAUAUCGGGGCCCUCGCUUCUUUCGUACCGGAUCGCACGGGAGGCAACAUCAUCUACACAUCCGUCGACCGCACAUUGGCCAAGCGCCAGAGACUACUCAAUCCUGCUGGUGUCAAGGUCUUCCCAUUGUCACAGCAUGAUGCGUGUGCCUUGUUGUACAAGAACCUCGAUAUCAGAUCGCCAACUGAGACUCAGGCCAAGAAAGCAUUGCAGUUGGUCAAACACUACGAAUGCCUGCCACUGGCUGUUCAUGCUGCAGCACAUGCCUUGAUCGCCCGUGGGUUAUCUUUGGAGAAGUUCAGUCCUGGAACUUCAGAUCAUCGUCUUGCAGAGCCAUAUCUCGACAUCCUCGGAGCAUUAAGAGAACAUUCACAUCCUGAAGCUGUGAACCUUGUCACAGUGCUUAGUUUCUUUGCGCACGUUAUCCCAGUCGCCCUUAUUCGCUUUGGGCAGCCAGCAUUGCAGGAGUUUGGCAUCGAGAUUCGCUCAAUCGAAAGUAUCGGAAGCAUGAAGAAGGAGUUGGACAACACCAUCGCUGUUCUAAUCAGAUACGGGCUCGUCGAGCGAACUCUGCUCGAAUACACUGUCACUUCAUCGAACAAGGGUUCCUCAACAGAGACCGGGCCCCGAAGAGCUGCGACUAUCAGCACCGUGGAGUCGGAUCGGCGUGAACCACAACUGCUCCUGCAUGACUCCAGCAGCCUGGAACAUAUGGUUGGGGUUCAUCCAGACAGCCGAUUAGAUGAAUCCUCUUCCCAGUCAGUCACCUACAGCAUCGACAUACUCCGCAUACACACCGUUGUGCAAAGCGUCUUCCGAGACGAGCUGAGGUUCCGAUAUGCGGAUCAACCAGCACAAUAUUGGGGUUGGCUUUGUGUUGCCACAAAAAUCCUAACUCACUCUUAUGCAGUCGCAAAAGGCAAGAUCAAGAGCACUGAAGGGAGAGGACUCGUCCGCGACUAUCGCGAAUACGAGACCCAAGCUGCGCGGUUGUGGUCACACUUCCCCAAAUCUUCAGCCGAUGCAUCUCCAGUCCUGCGCAAAACACGCCACAACCUACAUGAAACAAUUCGAGCAAUCAAGCAAGAGAUCAAAAGCCAAUCACCUUCUCAGUCCAUCGAUACCCUCAACCACCAAGUCCAGUUUUCUGUUUUUGAGCGAGCAGAUAGCACGUCCUCGGAUAGCCCUACAACUACGAGCAGUGGCUUGACGCGGACGUCUACGUGGACUCCAGAACACGCCGACAAUCAGACAGAGUCACCUACUGAGAUGCAUCUCGGCGUCGACAUCGAUGAUGUUUGUUCCGAGGAGAGUUGGACGGAGCGUUGGUCGCAAUCUGGAAUGGGCAACUCCAGAGUGCUUGUUCCUGGCACGGUUGCAAGUCGACGUCCGAGCAAUUCCGAGGUAUCCACAACUGGACCGUCUGAAGUCAGCCUUAAUACUGCUCGUCGAUCAUCGGUACUCCAUGCAUUGUUCCAGGGACACCCCUCACAGGCCAAGAAGCCUAAGGAUCUUGGGGAGUGGAAAGCCAUAGCUGUACCGCCUUCGCUAUCCCAGGAACAGGCACAAGCCCGAUCGCGAGCCUCAUCUGUUACAAGUGGGAGCGACGAUCGGACGACAAGACCAACAUCGACUGGUUCCGAAGCUUCUGGUGCUCUUGCCGCAAUACACCGAGCCAGUCCCCCUCCUUUGAGAGGGGGAAGGAUCAAGUCGCCAACUCGUUCGCAGCGCGGCAAGCCGGCAUCAGAAGAGAAUCGUCAACCGCUUUCAGUCAAAUCCCCCAAUCAAAAACUAUCGCCCUUAGCCGCAGAGUUCCAGCCUGUGCAAUCUUUGCCCACUGACGCAGAGAUUCCUCGGAGGCACAGUCGUCAUCCCUCAUCAUCGCCUCGGCUGAUACAAACUGCUUUGAACAACCAGGCAGCAACGAGGACAAUUCCAAUCAUCCCGGCUGACGAGAACCAGUCUUCCCCAGCCGCCGACUUCUACUCUAGAUCAGUCCCCAUCAUAAUAAGACCUGUCCCUUCUGGAUACACCUCGCAGCCCAUGUCACGCGACUCAUCUCGAGAAUCCAACGUAUCACUUGCGACAGCUCCUCCAGCAGUACCUGGGUCGGCGUCGUUGGGCACGUCUCCCCAGAUACGGGAGCCUUACCUCUACAGCAGACCUGGCCUAGCGUCGAUUGAUGUGGUAGCGGCCAAUUCAUGGGAGGACGCGCUGGCUGGCAUUGGUGAGCUUGCCACCAUUUCUCCGCCUGCAUCAGGUAUAGCUCUUGAUGAAGGAGAUAUCUUUGAAAGAUAUCAUGAAAGAUUUGGAAGCAGUGUUCAAUUCGGGAAUAUGUCACCAGUGGAGCUUGAUCAGGCACGAGCUCGAGUAUCUCUUGCUCGGGAACACAGUGCCGAUGGCAGGGUUGGAAGAGCAGAGCGACAGGGUAGACAUUGA